AUGGAACAAUCUAUGUUUUAUUUACCUGAGGCUAUGCGAAAAACAGUUGUUCCAAUAUUUAAUAGCAACGAAAUGUCAAAAUGCUUUGUACAUGUUUGUCACAUAGAAUCACCUAGUAAUUUUUUCAUAAGAUUAGAAGAAAAUACAAGAUUUGUUAAUGAACUCAACAAUAUUCCACGAAAUAAACUUAAAGUACCAGAUUCACUAGAUGCGGGGACUGUAGUUUUGUUUGAGUCUGAAAAAUUUGAUAGAAAACUAACAAGAGGAAAAAUUGUAGCUCCUGUUCAAGUAUUGAGAGGAAAAAAAUAUACGAUUAUGGCAAUAGAUGUUGGAACCACAGACAGUGCAAUUAGUUCUGAAAAAAUUUGGGCCUGUGAUAUAGAACUCCCUCCAUUUGCAUUUCCAUGUAGAUUAGAUGCAUGUAAAGCACCGAAUGGGGAUAUUUGGAAUGAAUCCAGUAUUAAUGGAUUUAAGUCCCUUGUGCCUGGUACACCACAAAUGACGUAUGUUACCACUGUGGAAGAUCAAUUGGUGGUUAAUUUUCUUGCAGGUCACAGUAUGGUGAGCGAGUUGAUGAUAAUGUGUGGUUGGGCGCAAAUGAUUCCUUCUUUUGGUACAAAGAACGAAUGA
Molecule: messenger RNA, 630 nt
Organism: Pieris macdunnoughi
Lineage: Eukaryota; Metazoa; Arthropoda; Insecta; Lepidoptera; Pieridae
Source: the annotation of a GenBank genome assembly